AUGGCGCGAACUAUUCAGACGGACCGCAAACAGUCCAAAGCACCCACCAGACCAGAACGCACUCCUGAUGAGUUGGAGGCCGGCGAAGCUCUAAUCCUCCUCUCCAGGGGAUAUGGAGAGCGCACAGCAGGCACGAGGCAGCCAUCAAACACCAACAUGCAGACACAAAACGAUCAGGGUAACCACCAAACACAGAACAACCGGGGUAUGCCCGCGAAUGCCAAUCCUCGUCCUCGUCAAAACAUGACAUUGGCCCAGGCAGGUGGUAGGACGCAGACGCCUCAAAACGUUCCACAGCAACCUGCGAAUGCUGCCGUGCCAGCAAUGCAAGCGGCCCCGUAUUGGAACGCCAACGGACUCCCAGCCGCAGCACCCGGCGCCAGGCCAGAGCGAGUUGCUUUGACGGGCCAGGAGGCGCUGCAGGCAUAUCUGAUCAGACAGCAGAUCCUUGCAGGUGUGGCUCCCCAGGACCUUAUCAUGAUGAGAGGACCACCGCAGCAUGGACGUCAAGCCAUCCCACCACUGGUGCAGAUAACGAACCAAGGUGUUUAUGCUCCUGUCAUACCUCCCGCGACAUUCAACGGCGUGUUUCACCCAUUUCCGAUGUUGCCUCUUCAGCAGAACAUACCAAAUGCACCGGUACCUACGGGCGCAGCUGGUGUUCCCUAUCCUGCUGUCGCACCUGGUAUUCCUGCUCAAGCCGCUCAAGCCGCUAGAGCACCACAGUGUCAUUGUCCUCCUAAUGGACCUAUGAUGCCACAGGCAGCUGGCCAGUUCCAGGUCCAACAACCCCUGAACAGAAAUCAUCCUAAUGUAGCAGCAGCAAUGGCUCGUUUGAACGCUAACCGGCCUGCUCAGAACCGAGAGGUCUUUCCAGCGGCUAUGCAGCUCAACGGGCAGCAGCCUCAAGGCACAUAUCCUCUACCCGUCAGGACUUUAGCGGAAGGGAACGUGAACAUGCCCGCGAAUAAUGCGCCAGUGAGAGAUAAUGGAGCUCUUGAUAAGACUGCUGGAUCUCAACGUCACUCGCGCAGAACACCACAAAUCAAAACCGAGUCUCCUGCGCCUGAGGCGGUCCUUGCAAAUCAAGUUGACCAUACGGACAUUCGGAGGACUGUACCCGAGGCGAACGGACGCAGACGUCUGAUUCCUCAACCGCAUAUUGCACUUCAGCCUCCCAACGACGGGCAUAGACCUGCAUCCAAUGGCCCCGACCCUAGAGAAUCUUCGGCCACCCCGACUGCUGCAGCGCAAAGCUUAACCAGCGUCGCGCAGCACAGUCGCAACGAAAGCAAAAACAUCAGACGCAAUAAUUACAACAUGCUCAGGUCCUUCAUUUAUCACCCGUCUAUGGCGUUUUUGGCCUUUGAUCAUCUUGAAAUAGAGGACGUGAUCAAUCUGCAUCUUACCUGCAAGCGUUUCCAUCAAUUUGUGAGGAGCGUUCUGGCAAUAAUUGUCAUGCGUAAGGCGGCACAGAAAGCGCCAGAGUCGCUGCGCACAUUUCCAUUCCUUUGCUAUUAUGGACUUUGUGAUCGAUGGUCGGCGCCACCCGGGCUGAGAUUGAAUGAUGUAACUUACAUCAUACCCUCAGUCCGGUGGCUGAAGAUGAUCCUGUAUCGUGAGGCAGUCGUGAAAGACAUCAUGGAGCGCAUGGCUGACAUGGGCUGGAAACUGCCCAACAGAUGUGCCACGGUUGUGAAGAAGCUCUGGUUCUUGAUGGAUAUUCCCGACAACAGACGUCGCACCUGGACGAUCAGGAAGAAGACACUGUGGACUGACAACGAUCUAUUCCUCGCAGCUUAUUUCAUUGUGCAGCUGGAUAUGCUCUUCACCGACAGUCGCGCGAGGAAGAAGCAAGGUAGCAUGAGACGCCUGCUCAUGGCCCAGCCUAGCUUGGCUCUGCUGUGGGAUGUUCUCAGGGACGCCGCGUUGACUACGCAUUACGAGACUCUCAAGGCAUACGUGCGCUGGCAGUAUACUCCCCCGGCACACGAAGCGGGGUUGUUUGUUUUCGGCGUGCCACCCAAUGAGGUUGGUUCUCUACAGUGGGAAGGAUACGGCCGAAGGGCAAGAAAUGUCAAAUUCCAGCGACCAGACGAGUUGGUUUUGAGGGAGAUCAAGGAUCGGAACCUUGACAUGCAGCGUAUGUAUGUGGACAUUAUUCUUUCUGAUGAGCUGGAGCCGAAGGAGGAUGCUUCGCCAUACAGGUGGCAUGAGGAGAUCAUGAAGGAGUUUGUGAACUUGCCUUGGUUGCAGGUCGUGAACUUGAAAUGA
This is a messenger RNA of Aspergillus thermomutatus, 2274 nucleotides long. RefSeq lists its product as uncharacterized. The record is from RefSeq and is a predicted model, not a curated record. The transcript has 2 exons. NCBI's taxonomy places the organism in Eukaryota, Fungi, Ascomycota, Eurotiomycetes, Eurotiales, Aspergillaceae. The coding region runs from base 1 to 2274 and encodes 757 amino acids.